AUGAUCCUCACCAAAGACGAAAUACAAACGAUCACCCUCAACGCCAAGUUCGUGCACAAGUAUGCCGACCAGGUUUUCUUCGUGAGUGGCGUCAACGACGCACCGCAGCGCGUGGGCGACCAGCCGUUUCUCAACUUCUUCGUCCGCUACCACCACCGCGAUGCCCCGGAGCGCUACUCGUGGUCCCGCGUACGUCGAGUGCUGCUGCUGUCAGACGUGAACAGCGCGGCGCAGCGUACCGGCACGGCACCGACGGUGGAGUGGCGCGGCAAGACGAUUUGGGUCUGUUUGGCUGUCGAGCCGGUGCAACACCAUACGCGUGCGGCCUCUUCUGCCGCUGCCGGUGAAGUCCAAGAAGAGGAGCUUGUGAUGCUGCCGCAGCUAUCGAACACGGUGCCGACGGAGGAGGAGGUGCUCGCCUUCUGCGUCGCGAGCGCCAACCAGCGACCAACGGAGAAGUACACAGACGGCGUGCUCGGUGACGCACCGGUGGCACCGGCGUUGCUGCCCGACACGGCGCUUUCGGAUGCGACAACCACCUUCACCGCGACCGCAACGGCAGCAGCGGUGGAUGCUGCGGAUGGCAGUGUGAUGGCACCCAUCCCAGCAGAAGCGACUACAAAAACACCGGCUGCCGCUGUCGCCGACGCGCCCACAUCGCUCAAUCCGCGUGUGUUCGUGCCUACGCACCGUCAGGUCGAACUGCUGCGUCAGUACAAGAAGCAGCACUUCACGCACCAUCAGUGGACCGAGGAGGAGAUCGAGCAGUCCAAGGUACUGCGGCAGCGGUACAGCAGUAUCGGCGUGGCUGCGGCGCCGGUGCGCACCGUGGCGUACGAGCACGAGCAUCGCGUGGUGGAGCGGAAGCAGCGGACCGCCGCCACCGCGACGGCAGCGCCGGCCAGCCAGGUGCGAAAUCUGCUGGAGGAGGUGGAGGUCACGCAGGACCCGCUGUCGGAGCACCAGACCGCUCGUGGCGACGACCACCCACGUACACAUACACAGCAUGCUACGUCUUCAGCAGCACGGACACCGACGUCGCCGUCCGCUACGGUGUAUCUGCACGAUGCGCCGCUGUCCCCCUUCUUACCACGCAGUGUUCUCCGCCUUCAACAGCAGCAGCAAUAUAGGCCGGCAGCCACCGCCUUUGCCGAUCGGGCGUCGUCGGACGAGCAGCCUUUCUCGGCCGCGAUGCCCGGCGCGCAUCCAUCGGCGUCUUCCUACUCUUCGCAGCUGGACGCGUCGUCGCAGACGCAGGGCGCGGAAACGCUCUCGUCGCUGUCGCGGCACCUUUCGCAGCUCCGCGCCGCCGAGGACUCCUUCUACCGGUACAUCAGCGAUGAGAAGCGCAGCCACUACCUGAACCGGCUUGCGAACAUCACGCUUCGCAACAGCGCGACAAACGCGCAGCGCCGGCGGCGCGGCAUUGCGAACGAGCGGCGGCUGGAGCGGAAGGGCAAUCUGCUCGAGUCGCGUGGUCUGUGGAUCACGGAUGACAAGGAGCGGGCGAAGCAGGCCGAUGACUACGUGAAGACCGCCGUCUCCGGCUCGUCCGACGCACAGAAGAGCGACGAAAAGCGGGCGGCAAAGAACGCGGUGGCGGGCAGCGCCGGCGCCGGCGAGAGCAGCGCCACGACUAGCAGCGCGGAGGACGCCUUUGUGGAGAAGUUCAAGGCCUACCACGACGCACAGCGCAUUUCCUUCGCAGACUGCGCGGAUGAUCUGCUGAGUGGGACGGAUGCAGAUGUGGAGUCGAUCGUGCAGGCGGCAGCUGUUUCUGCGGCGGAGGCGGAGAGGGACGCCUCAGCCAACGGCACGAGUGACAACAACGGUGGUGUGUCGAGUCCAGUGCGGGUGGGUCGUCGUGCGGUGCGCCGCUUGCUGCCGAAUCGACUCAACACGGAGGAGGCGACCCCGCUGGCGGUACAGGCGCAGCUGGUGCACCGCAGCACCGUCCGCAUGGCGAAGCGUGUACGUGAGGAGUAG
Molecule: messenger RNA, 1986 nt
Organism: Leptomonas pyrrhocoris
Lineage: Eukaryota; Euglenozoa; Kinetoplastea; Trypanosomatida; Trypanosomatidae
Exons: 1
Coding region: 1-1986 (661 amino acids)
Source: RefSeq, a predicted model, not a curated record